Sclerotinia trifoliorum is the source of this 1996-nucleotide messenger RNA. The record is from the annotation of a GenBank genome assembly. Lineage: Eukaryota; Fungi; Ascomycota; Leotiomycetes; Helotiales; Sclerotiniaceae.
AAAGCUCCUAUACGACACGCGACGCGAUUUGAUCCAACGUAGGAAUAAUUUCUAAUUCUCAGCCUUGCGAUAUCAAUUCAGCCUUCGCCAUCUGUUACCUCUGAAUUGUUAUUCGACAGAUAGGAUGGCUCUCUCCGAUAAAGCGCUGACCAGCGCUCUCUCCAAGACUGUACGCGAUGUCUUCCACAGUGACGAGAAAGAUAAAUUAAGUGUACGAUUCAUUAGAACAAAAGUCGAACAGGAAUACGAAUUGAGUGAUGGGUUUUUAAAUGAGGGAAAAUGGAAGGAGAAGAGUAAAGGGAUUAUUAAAGGCGAAGUCGUAAGUUCAUUGUGGAUUGAAGCUGUUGGAUUAGACAAUUGAUUCUAAUACUCAAUUGCAGGACAAAUUGAUGCAAGAGGAUGGAAAGGAAGAGGAGGAAGACCUUGUAAAGGCAAAGAAUGUCAAGAAAACAUCUGUGAAGAAAGCUACACCUGUCGCGAAAGGAGCGAAACGAGCUUCGCCGGAAAAGAAGGCACCUCCACCAAAGAGACAAAAGAAAGAGAAAACUCCCGUUUCUGAUUCCGAACUUUCUGAGCUUGAAGAAACAGAAAUAUCAGAAGUUGACUCCGAAAUAAGCGAAGAUAUACCAAAAGCGAAACCAAGGAAGCAAGUCAAGAAGGCUGUUAAAGCCAAUUCGGACAAUGACGCCAGCGACAAUGAAGAUGAGGUAGUGCCCAAGAAAGCUAAGAAACCAUUAAAGAAAGAAGCCGUCUCCUCCGAUUCUGAAUUGUCCGAUAUCCCAUCAAUCGCUCCAUCCGAGGCAAAAGCGCCCCCUAAAGCCGUGUCCCCAAAGAUCCGGGAUUCCUCCUUGUCACCUCCUCCAAAAACAGAAGAAGAGGCCUCUGAACACUCCAAUAACAAAGAUGCGGGCCACGAAUCUGACUCUUCAGCUAUGUCUGUCGUUCUUGAUGGUCCUUUAACUACCAAACCUCGUGCCAAGAAAUCUAAAUCCACCUCGUCCAAACCGCCUAAAGUGACCAAAACCGCUAAACCUAAAGCCGCAAAGGCAAAAGCUACGGCAGAACUCACACUUAACGAGCAGCUCAUUAAAACUCUCCAAUCACAACUCGUUAAAUGUGGAAUUCGCAAAAUCUGGGCUUUCGAACUGAAGAAAUACGAGACAGAGAAUGAAAAAAUUACACAUUUGAAGAAUAUGUUAACGGAAGUGGGUAUGACUGGACGGUUUAGCGAAGGGAGGGCGAAAGAAAUCAAGGAGAUGAGAGAAUUACAGGCUGAUUUGGAAGCGGUGAAAGAGGGCGAGAAAGCAUGGGGAUUGAGCAGAGGUUCAAGGAGAAGUGGGGGUGGUGCCAAGGAGGACAAGAAAAAGGUCGAGAGCAGUGAGGAUGAUAGCAAAAGCAAAAGCGGCAGUACUCAAGGAGAGGAUGAAGAAAGUGAUGAUGAUGAAGAUAUGGAGGUUUCUGCUAGGGCUAGAAGAAAGAAUGAUUUAGCAUUCCUGGGUGAUGAGGAAAGUAGUGAUGAUGAUUGAGCGACAGCUAGUCUACUACCUCUCCGUCAUGAGAUCUGUAUAAAGAAUUGGGGAUUUGGUUAUGAUCAUGGGAACGGGAGUUCUGGAGCAUUGUCAGCGUUAUGAUAUCUUAGGCAGUUGGCGUAGAGGUUUACGUCUGGAUUUGUCACGUUCAAGGUUGUAGGGUACAAAAUAUCUAAUAUCCGGACAGAUUUUCAGAAAUCAUACAAAUAUUCAAACUAUUAACCCUCAAGUUGAGGUGUAUUCAUUUGUGAAACAUGGGAGUGGGAACAUGGAGUACAGGGUGAAAUGCCACAACUGCAAGUGGUACAUUGCAAGAUAUGUAAAAUCUUAACAUCAUUCAUUCUAACUUUUUGGCUUGAGUACCAUUAUUCUCCAUUCGAUAGUUGGCUCCUUCAUUCAUCUCGGUAUAGUGUCCAUAAUAUCAAUCUUUACUACCUCCUCCUUCCUACCAACCCAUAUCAUCCCCA